CAAGACAGUCGACCAGAUCCCCAAGCUUGUUUCGUAUGAAAUGCUUGACGCUGCCAGAAACAAAGUGCGAGUAAAAGCCUGCUACGUGAUGAUGGCAGCCACAAUAGGUGCCUGCUUGUUGAUGGUCCUCCUGGGCAAACAGGGACUGGACGGUUGGAAAGUCGCCAAGAUGUGAUCUGGAUGAGAUCAAACGAUCCUUCUUGGGCACUAGCAUCUUGAUUUAUUGUGAUUGGAACCACCUGUGAAGAGCUGUUAAGUGGGCGUGUUUAAUAAAAAGCCUUCCUGCAUGCUGCACAGUGGGUCCCUACAAGCCAACGCCGCAGUAGAAGCAGUGAAUGGUGUCCAACAGAGUUGAUCGGCCUCCUCGUCUUUCUUUAUUUUAUUCCACCGAGUUUGGUGCAAUUGGAUUCCUCACAAGUACCUGCUGCUGUAUGGCUACUCUGCCAACAGGUUAUGGGCCCAGGUAAAUCCAACACCGCAUGUUCCCACCGACGUACUGGUGAUGAUAGCACGCUGUGAGCACCAUGAGCGGACGGGCUGCAGAGAGGAACAGUUUUGCUAGCCGCUGGUCGCGGUUAAUGUUCGACGGUGAUGAAAAGAAUUACGAAUUAUGGGAGGCAAAGUUUUUGGGCCACCUGCGAUUGCAGGAUUUGAAAGACGUUAUCUUAAACGAGCCCACAACCGAGGAAGAAGACGAACUACAGCAAGACGCUAGAAAGAAUGAGGAAGCGUAUGCAGAACUCAUUCAGUUUUUGGAUGAUAAAAGUUUGUCGCUGGUGAUGCGCGAUGCUGCAGAUGACGGGCGAGGGGCCCUGCAGAUACUAAGAAACUACUAUCAAGGCAAAGGCAAGCCACGCAUCAUAAGUCUCUACACAGAACUGACAUCACUACAGAAGUCUGAGAGUGAAAGUGUGACCGAGUAUGUGAUCCGGGCAGAGACCGCAAUCACAGCGCUAAGAAAUGCCGGUGAGACAUUAAGUGAUGGACUAUUGGUAGCAAUGGUGUUAAAAGGUCUGCCGGAGUCCUUUAAACCAUUUGCAAUCCAUGUCACACAACGUGAUGAGACGAUGCAGUUCUCUGAAUUCAAAACAAAGAUGCGCAGUUACGAGGACACAGAGAAGAUGCGGGCUGAAGCAGAUGACAACGUAAUGAACGUACGGCAGAGGAGAGCGAGACCUGACAGACCAGCUGACCGGGGAGCCGAGAGGAGCGCCGCGGAGGUGGUGUGCUUCAAGUGCGGCCUGAAGAGCCACAUGGCCAGGGCCUGCCGACGUAAACUGUGGUGCAGUCAUUGCAAGAGCAGCACACACCGGGACGCGACCUGCAGGCAGAAGCAGGGCGGCAACCGGGACGACGCACGGAGGGUCCACGGGGUGACGGAAGACCAGGACCGAGACGAGUACUUCUUCCGAGUGAGCGAGGGGGCAGCAAGAGUCGACGUGAGAGGCCUGAUGGUUGACUGCGGGGCUACCUCGCACAUCAUAACAGACCUGGCGAAAUUCAAGCGGUUUGAUGACGGGUUCCAGGCCGAGACACACUGCGUGGAGCUGGCGGACGGCACGCGGUGCAAGGGCGUCGCGGAGCGCCGAGGUGAUGCAGAAGUCUGCCUGAUCGACAGCACAGGUAGACACCUGAACGCAACGCUGAGGCAGGCGCUGUACAUCCCAUCCUACCCACAAGACAUCCUAUCCGUGAAAGCAGCUACUGCCAGGGGAGCCACUGUGGUCUUCAAGGAGGAGAAGAACGUCCUCAUCUACCAAGACGGAGCUGUAGCCUCAGAUAAGGCCAAAGAGUGGGUUAAAGCCAUGGAUGAGGAAAUGCAUUCACUUAAAGAAAACAACACAUUUACCCUGACCAAUUUGCCAGAGGGCAAGAAAGCAGUGGGGGGUAGAUGGGUGUAUGCCAUUAAAACAGAUGUUGAUGGUUCUGAGAAGUACAAGGCCCGAUAUGUUGCUAAGGAAUAUAGCCAGAAGAUGGGUGUGGAUUAUGGGGAGACAUUUUCUCCUACAGCUAAUAUGACCAAGCCUGCAACAAAAUUUAAGUUGGAAAAAUUUGCUGGAUUUAUGUUUGGGUCUAACUAAAGGAAAAUGGACUUGUUUUCUGACUAAAAUGUCAAGGUAAUCUUUUCUUUAGGUUUAUAAUGUGAGAGCAAGUGGGGGUGUUGAGAGAUGCUCUCAAUUAUACAUUCUUCUAUUGUAUGUUUUGUCAUAUGUUUAAAUCGUAUUAUUUUCUUAUGACAGCAUCUUGAUUUAUUGUGAUUGGAACCACCUGUGAAGAGCUGUUAAGUGGGCGUGUUUAAUAAAAAGCCUUCCUGCAUGCUGCACAGUGGGUCCCUACAAGCCAACGCCGCAGUAGAAGCAGUGAAUGGUGUCCAACAGAGUUGAUCGGCCUCCUCGUCUUUCUUUAUUUUAUUCCACCGAGUUUGGUGCAAUUGGAUUCCUCACAAGUACCUGCUGCUGUAUGGCUACUCUGCCAACAAUGUCGAAGGCACAAACAGAAACGAGGAUGACCAUGGACCACUUGACUAGCACUAGCUGCACACGGCUUGUUGUGAUUACGACAAAAAUGGCCGACGGCCGACUUCCUGCUAGACAUCGCCUUCAAAAUAAAAGUCUAUCUGUCGAACGCAAUAUAAACCAAUAUAAUACAGUCAAACAGACAAGUUUCGGGGCAGAACACCCAAUUUUUCUUUUUUAAGUCCCAAUGAUCGUCACACACGCAGAAAGGCAAUGGGUCCCAUUUUUAUAGUCUUUGGUAUGGUCUUAACUAGGCUGGAUGUAUUUUUUUUUGUUGCCGUUGAUUUCUCCGACUGCCCGUAAAGGCACCACCGCGAUCAGAUGAAAAAAGAGGAAAGUGACGUGCGGACAUGUGAAAAAGGCGGCUCUGUAUGGGAGAGACGUUGAAGAGGAAUAAAAACACCCUUGGAAACCAAAACUUGCCCCUCGUCGUGACUCGGAGCCGCAACAAAUGUUCCGGAUUUGUGUAGGGUACAUUGUGACAGCAAACGAGCAGGUGAUCGAGCAAGCGUCUGAUACGAGAGCAUUGCGUUCGUAUGGAGCGUGUUUGAAGUGAACAGCAGAGAAGAAGGAACAAGGCAAAGUGUUGUGAAAUAAAAUAUUACCUGUAAUACGGCAUUUUCUUAUUUGCUGAUUGAAACUGCUGAUUAAACUGUGAAUUGAAACUAAUGGGAAGAAAACUGAUUUCUCACUCUUUAUAUAGCUGACGUGUCUUGCGCAUCCGUUCUGCGCAUCUGUAAUGGCGGCCUCCGUAUGAUAUCCGGUUUGCGAUGGAGAUUAAAAACCAAACAAUAUUUGACAAUAACACACCAUCAAGGAUUGCACCAUCGCAUCAAACGAUGUGUCGUCGAUUAUGAAUUUUACUCACUAAGUGUGUUGGGCAGGAUGGCUGAAUGCGAUGCGCGAUUGACAACAAAGAAGAAAGGUGAUUUCAAGUUUUAUUUCGAGGGAGAUUUGUCAUGUCUCGUCCCCAGUUUUUCUAUGUGUCUAGGUUGCCAUAGUUUCUGUUCGCGUCGCCCCUCCCUUCCUGUGUCACCUCAAUCAAUGUAACGUGUUUUGUAUUUAAGUCCUGUCUGCCCCUCGCUCAUCGUCGGAUCAUUGCAUGUGUUACUGUCAUGAUGUCUGUUUGGUUUCUGUUCCUGUCUUUGGUAAUGUCACCCUGUCUUUUUGUUCCACGUCUUUGUCGGUCAGUCCUGUUGUUGGUUUUGUUUUACCAUGAUUUUCUUAAAAAAAAAAAAAAAAAAAUUGUACCCAUGUAUAAUGCGCACCCCAGAUUUUAGGACAAUAAAUUAGUUACAUUUUGCGCAUUAUACACGAAAAAAAAGGUAUUUCUAUAAAGGCUGGUCCGCAAAAAUAUUUCUGACGCGUAACCGGUCCGUGGCGCAAAAAAGGUUGGGGACCACUGACGGAGUACGUACCUCCGCCGCCAUUGUUUUGUGUGGAUUCUGCCACACAGACGUAAUAUACAGGCACUCGAUAAACCAAUCAGAGGACAUACAAUUUUUGAUUGAUUGAUUGGUUGAUUGAACUUUAUUCAUCCCACAGCAGGGAAAUUCACUUGUCACAGCAGCGCAAAUGAGUGCAAGAAUAAUACGAGUGCAAGACUAAAACAAGUGCCAAAAUUUCAAAAAAGCGAAAAUAACAGACAAGGACGUUUGCUCAAGUGCUGCUAGAGAAGAAACACAUUAAUUUUAUCAGGUGCCACGCAUGUUGUCUAACAGCAGAGCGAAUGAAGGACCUGCAGAACCGAUCCUUCCUACACCGAGGGUGCAAAAGUCUGCCGCUAAAGGAGCUGCUCAGGGACCGCACAAUCUCAUGGAAGGGGUGAGAGGUGUUGUCCAUGAUGGAUUUAAGCUUAAUCAACGUCCUCCUCUCCCCCACAACCUCAAUGGAGUCCAGGGGACAGCCCAGGACAGAGCUCGCUCUUCUGACCAUCUUAUUCAGUACUGCCCCCACCCCGGCAGACCACAGCGUAGAGCAGGGUUCACCAACACGGUGCCCGCGGGCACCAGGUCGCCCGUGGGGACCGCAUGAGUCGCCCGCAGGACGGUUCUAAAAUUUGCUCAAAUAGUUGCACUUGUCAGUGAGCUGCAUCUAUUUAUUUUACAGUCAAACCUUGGUUUUCGAACGUCCGGGUUCUCGAAAUAAUGGGAAUUCGACUAAAAAAUUUAGACUUUUUUGCCUCGGUUAGCGAACAAAAUUCGGAGGCCAAACCUCUCGUGGUGAGCCGGGAGGACCCGAGAAAACCCGACCGCGCGGCCCGGAUGCCGACUGACUCCGUUGUUAUUGUAUUUUCGUAACUUUGAGGAUUGUAUUAACCCCUAAUCAUGCCUCCAAAGAAAGCAAGUGGGAGCAGUAAAGCCAUCCUAAAACACAAAGACGCUCUUAAAGCAAUGAGACAGUGACCGCCUGGUGUGCUGCAGUUGCGCAAUCGGAUCAAAUUAAGCUCCCUGCGCACUGAGGUCCACUUAAAAUUUUCAAAGUACAUCAAGACUUAUUAAUAUUUAAAUAUUUAAUAAAUUUUAGCGACGGCUCUGUCACAAUAAUGCGACCACCGUGGUGCAGUUGCGCGGUGGGUGACGCGCUACGGUUGUGCGUUCGGCGGUGCGUUGCAGUUGGGCGAUCGGACAAAAAUGCGCAAACGAAAAAAAUGUUUCAAAAAGCGGGAUUUUUUUUUCUUGAAACGAACUUAUUUUUUCCAACACAGUGGAGCCUUGGUUUUCGAACGUCCCGGUUCUCGAACAAAUUGGUAUUCGAACAAAAAAUUCGAGAUUUCUUUGCUUCGGAUGUCGGGCAAAAUUUGGUUGUCAAACCUCGCGAGAUGAGCCGAGAGGACCCGCAUGCCAACUGACUCAGUUUGUUAUUACGUUCUUGUUACUCUGAGGAUUGGAGCAGUGGGAGCAGUAAAGCCAUCAUAAAACACAAAGAUGCUCCUAAAGCAAUGCGACAGUGAGCGCGCUGCGGUUGCGCGAUCGGACCAAAUUAAGCCCUCUGCCCACUGAGGUUCACUUAAAUUUGGGAAAUUCCAUUAGGACUUUAAAAAUAUUUUCUAAAAUUUAGCAACCACUCUGUCACAAUAAUGCGACCAGCGCGGUGCAGUUGCGCGGUCGGCGGCGCGCCACGGCUGCGCAUUUGGCGGUGCGCUGCAGUUGCGCGAUUGUACAAAAAUGCUCUUUUUUUUUUUGCUUGAAACAGAUUUUUUAUUCCAUUAUUUGUAAUGGGAAACCAUGAUUCGGAAUUCGAACGAUUCACUUCUCGAACAGCCUGGAAUGGAUUGUGGUCAAAAACCAAAGCUCCACUGUAUUUGUAAUGGGAAAAAUAGAUUCGGAAUUCGACUGAUUCACUUCUGGAACCGCCUUCUGGAACGGAUUUUGGUAAAAAAUAAUAACACAUAGUGAAAGCCAAAUUGAGCAAAUUGCCUAUUUCAGAAGUGUGUGUCAAACUGGUAGCCUUUUGCCUUAAUCAGUACCCAGGAAGUACCGUAUUUUCCGCCCUAAAAGUCGACAGUGCGCCUUAUAGUCCGGUGUGCCUUAUAUAUGGAUCAAUUGAUGAAUUUGUUGAUCCAUACUGGUUGUACACAGUGCUCUGCCAAAAUGUUUUAGUACGUUUUAGUACGACUAGUAAAUUACAAGUUCGCAUCGCUUUCCAACAUUACGGUAACUAGUCAGGGGGCGUCACCAAAUAGCUGUUGUACCCGCGAGGCUAUUUCAUUUUAAAAUAGGCUGCUCCGUUAAUGUUUCGAGUAAAUCUACGGAUUGAUAUGGAAGGGAAACAUAGGUAAGUAGUACCAAUGCGUUAGAUCGAACUUUAGUCAGUUCUGAUCAUUUUAUAGGAGAUCGUUUGAGAAACGCGAUUGUUUACACUUUGCUGAGGCUCAUGGGAGAUUGCGAGCUGAGGCUCAUGGGAUUUUGCGGAUGGCUAAUGCUAUAACGAUAGCUGCUAUACGCGCGAGGCUAUUUCAUGUCAAAAUAGGCUGCUCUGUUAAUGUUUUGAGUAAAUCUUCGGAUCAAUAUGGAAGGGAAACAGGUAAGCGGUACCAAUGCGUUAGAUCAAACUUUAGUCAGUUCCGAUCAUUUUAUAGGAGAUCGUUUGAGAAACGCGAUUGUUUACACUUUGCUGAGGCUCAUGGGAGAUUGCGAGCUGAGGCUCAUGGGAAAUUGCGGAUGGCUAAUGAUAUAACGAUAGCUGCUAUAC
Messenger RNA from Syngnathus typhle (broad-nosed pipefish), 6710 nucleotides. RefSeq names its product protein FAM162B-like. Gene Ontology annotation, biological process: neuron apoptotic process; cellular response to hypoxia; positive regulation of release of cytochrome c from mitochondria. Gene Ontology annotation, cellular component: mitochondrion. Lineage: Eukaryota; Metazoa; Chordata; Actinopteri; Syngnathiformes; Syngnathidae. The record is from RefSeq and is a predicted model, not a curated record. The coding region runs from base 525 to 2081 and encodes 518 amino acids. Gene Ontology annotation, molecular function: nucleic acid binding; zinc ion binding. The transcript has 5 exons.